Salvelinus sp. IW2-2015 is the source of this 1118-nucleotide messenger RNA. RefSeq names its product malate dehydrogenase, cytoplasmic-like. The record is from RefSeq and is a predicted model, not a curated record. Gene Ontology annotation, cellular component: mitochondrion; cytosol. Gene Ontology annotation, molecular function: L-malate dehydrogenase (NAD+) activity. Lineage: Eukaryota; Metazoa; Chordata; Actinopteri; Salmoniformes; Salmonidae. Gene Ontology annotation, biological process: oxaloacetate metabolic process; tricarboxylic acid cycle; malate metabolic process.
AUCUGUGUUUCUAUAUGUUGCAGUCUGCUGAACCUGUUCGUGUUCUGGUGACCGGCGCUGCUGGGCAGAUUGCCUACUCCUUGUUGUUUGGCAUCGCCAAGGGAGAUGUGUUCGGCAAAGAUCAGCCAAUCACCCUGAUCUUGCUGGACAUCACCCCCAUGUUGCCAGUCCUGGAUGGAGURGUCAUGGAGCUGCAGGACUGUGCCCUCCCACUCCUCAGAGAGGUCAUCUCCACGGACAAGGAGGAGGUUGCCUUUAAGGACCUGGACGCUGCCAUCCUGGUGGGCUCCAUGCCCAGGAGAGAGGGUAUGGAGAGGAAGGAUCUGCUCAAGGCUAACGUGGCCAUCUUCAAGAGCCAGGGGGCCGCGCUGGAGAAGUACGCCAAGAAAACUGUCAAGGUCCUGGUGGUAGGUAACCCAGCCAACACCAACUGUCUGAUCGCAGCCAAGUCUGCCCCGUCCAUCCCCAAAGAGAACUUCUCCUGCCUUACCCGUCUGGACCACAACCGGGCCCUCUCUUGCCUCCCUCCCCAGGUUGCGAUGCGCUGCGGCGUGCCAGCCACCCAAGUGAAGAACGUGAUCAUCUGGGGCAACCACUCGUCCACCCAGUACCCAGACGUCCACCACUGCAAGGUCAACAUGGCGGGCAGCGACCUGGCCUGCUUCGCCGCUGUUAAGGACGAUGACUGGCUCAAAGGGUCCUUCAUUUCUACAGUGCAGCAGAGGGGUGCGGUUAUCGCGGCCAGGAAGCUGUCCAGUGCCAUGUCUGCAGCCAAGGCUAUCUGUGACCACAUGAGGGACAUCUGGUCAGGCACUCCUGAGGGAGAGUUUGUCUCCAUGGGUGUCUACUCCAGCAGUAACUCCUAUGGUGUCGCUGAAGACCUCAUCUACUCAUUCCCUGUUCACAUCAAGGACAAGCAGUGGAAGAUUGUGGAUGGGUUGGCCAUCAACGACUUCUCCCGAGGCAAGAUGGACGCCACUGCAGCUGAGCUGGUGGAAGAGGAUACCGCCGUCACCUUCCUCAGCGCUUGACUACGCUCCCAGCCACGGCAACCAACCCGGCAACAUCACUUGGACGCAGAACCCACACCUCCAGACUCACGUCUGUGAUGCCGCAUU